AUGGAACAGUCUUCACAAACUCCCGGGCAACAGCAAGUGAGACAGCAGCCCGUGUACGAUACUAGAAAUGGUGGACAUUAUGGUGCCAGCGCAGCGCUCUCUGCACAGGGAUAUGCACCCGUAGCUGAGCUCUACACAGGCACUUGGGCAAAUGUUAACCAAGGCUUGCAAGGUACUGCCCGUGAUAUCUUGACAACAUACUGGCAGCACAUUAUAAACCAUCUUGAGUCUGACAAUCAUGACUAUAAAAUCCACCAGUUGCCAUUAGCCCGUAUAAAGAAGGUUAUGAAAGCUGAUCCAGAGGUGAAAAUGAUAUCAGCAGAAGCACCGAUUCUAUUUGCCAAAGGCUGUGAUAUCUUUAUCACAGAAUUAACCAUGCGAGCAUGGAUCCAUGCUGAAGACAAUAAACGGCGCACACUUCAGAGAUCAGACAUUGCUGCAGCUCUAUCUAAAUCUGACAUGUUUGAUUUUCUCAUUGACAUAGUACCCCGUGAGGAGGCCACAUCACACACAAAGAGACCCAGCCAGGCCGGUGCUCCUGCUGGUUCUUCUGGAGCUGGAGGGGCGGGCCAGCUGCCACCACCUCAGCAUGGGGUUCAGCAUCACUCCCACCACAUGGCCCCUCCUGAUUACAAUUUGGGGCAACAUGGUUUGCAGGAUCAAGAGUAUCGCCAGCCAGCCAUGUAUGCAGGAACUGUGCAAUCAGACCCAACAGCAGCAUAUGGACAGCCACAAUCCCAAAUGUUUGAAGGAAUGUAUGCAACCUAUCCUCAUUUACCACCACAGCAGUGA
Aspergillus tanneri is the source of this 792-nucleotide messenger RNA. RefSeq names its product CCAAT-binding factor complex subunit HapE (gene hapE). Bases 1 to 792 code for a protein of 263 amino acids. The transcript is spliced from 5 exons. Gene Ontology annotation, biological process: regulation of DNA-templated transcription. Gene Ontology annotation, cellular component: nucleus; CCAAT-binding factor complex. Gene Ontology annotation, molecular function: DNA binding; DNA-binding transcription activator activity, RNA polymerase II-specific; protein heterodimerization activity. The record is from RefSeq and is a predicted model, not a curated record. NCBI's taxonomy places the organism in Eukaryota, Fungi, Ascomycota, Eurotiomycetes, Eurotiales, Aspergillaceae.